Molecule: messenger RNA, 930 nt
Organism: Neofelis nebulosa (Clouded leopard)
Lineage: Eukaryota; Metazoa; Chordata; Mammalia; Carnivora; Felidae
Product: class I histocompatibility antigen, Gogo-C*0201 alpha chain-like
Exons: 4
Coding region: 280-915 (211 amino acids)
Biological process (GO): antigen processing and presentation of endogenous peptide antigen via MHC class I via ER pathway, TAP-independent; antigen processing and presentation of endogenous peptide antigen via MHC class Ib; positive regulation of T cell mediated cytotoxicity
Cellular component (GO): external side of plasma membrane
Molecular function (GO): signaling receptor binding; peptide antigen binding
Source: RefSeq, a predicted model, not a curated record
UCCCUGGGAGUGAGUUUUCUAGAAUAAUCCAGAGGAAGAAAGACAGCCCCUGGGCCAGGACUCAAGAAAACAGGAUGACAACGUCACCUGACUACCGUGCAUGCGGAGAGAGCCUGGGUCACGUCCUCCUGCCUGGAUACUGAUGAUGCGAGCCCAGUUCGCACUCCCAUUGUUUUUCCGGUUUUAGAGAAACCAAUUAGCGUCACCGCUGUUGCCGCAUACAAAAUUCUCGGGAACAGGCUCCGUUCAGCUUUUCCCAAGACCCCGAGGGUCUGCUGCAUGGACCCCACAACCUGUCCUCCUCCUGUUAUCGGGAGGCCUACCGCGACCUGGGCGGGCUCCCACUCCCUGAGGUAUUUCCACACCGCGAUGUCCCGGUCCGGCCGCGGGGAGCCCCGCUUCAUCUCCGUGGGCUACGUGGACGACACGCAGUUCGUGCGGUUCGACAGCGACGCCCCGAAUCCGAGGAUGGAGCCGCGGGCGCCGUGGAUGGAGCAGGAGGAGCCGGAGCAUUGGGACGAGCAGACGCGGAUUUACAAGGACAACGCACAGAUUUUCCGAGUGAGUCUGCAGAACACGCGCGGCUACUACAACCAGAGCGAGUCCGGUGAGCGGGCCCGAGUCCAGGUCACGACCCCCAUCCCAAUGUCCGCCCUUAUUUCCAGGUCCAAAGGUCACCCCGAGGUCCACCGACAAGCCCCUAGACCGGGAAAGAGCCCAGGUGGCGUGCUCGGGUUUUGUUUCCGAUUUAAGCUGAACAGGCUCAGAUCAAGGACAACCCAGGGAUUUCUCGCGGGGGCGGGGCCAGGGUCUCACCGGGACUGGGGCUUUCUGGAUGAGAAGUGGGGCGGGACAGGCGGGUCCCCCGCGGGUACAGUCAAUUCUCCAAGAACGGCGCGGAUUACGGGGCCCUGAACGAGGACCUGCGCU